CCCGAGAGACUGAUGGAGGACCUUACGCUCACGACAUCCCAAGUCCGCCCCAUCAACAAGGCGGCGGCGUCUCUCUCUCAUUCUUCGCCUCCCUCGAGCGCAUGGCUCGCCUAGUGGACAUCACCUACUGCGUCGGCACGACCGGCGUUUCCAAGCCCUUCUCGUGCGUAUCCCGUUGCAAAGAUUUCCCUUCGAUGCAGCUCGAGCGGACCUGGAACACGGGCCUGCUGCUCAGCGAUAGCUGCGGAUACAUCGCGGUCGACCACGGCGAGAGGAAGACGGGCGGGCGAAAUGGGGGCGGGACCGUGGUCAUCAGCGAGCCGGCCAUUAUUGUGGCGUUUCGCGGGACGUAUAGCAUCACUAACACGAUUGUUGAUUUGAGCACGGUGCCGCAGGAGUAUGUGCCUUAUCCUGCACCGGAUGAUGAUGAGGAGGAGGAGGAUAACAUUGGGGGCAGGAAUAGGAAUGUUGGAAAAGGAAGAAGCGAUAACAACGAUGAAAAAUGCACCAACUGCACAGUCCACAUGGGCUUCCUCGCCUCCUGGCGUAACGCGCGCGACUACGUCCUUCCCACCCUCAAAGCCGCCCGCGCCAAACACCCCGACUAUCCCGUCCACCUGGUCGGACACAGCCUCGGCGGGGCCGUCGCCGCUCUCGCCGCGUUGGAGAUUCGGCUAUCGCUAGGCUGGCAAGACGUCCAGGUGACGACCUUUGGCGAACCGCGCAUCGGUAACCAAGCCUUAGUGGAUUAUCUGGAUAAGGCCUUUGGUCUUGAUAUUGAAGAGGACAAUGACGCGCACGAAACCAGAGCCUACCGCCGCGUAACCCACGUCAACGAUCCUGUCCCCCUCCUGCCCUUGACAGAAUGGGGAUGCCGCUCGCACGCAGGCGAAGUGUAUAUUUCCAAGCUGAACCUGCCGCCUGCUCCCGAGGACUUGCGGUUGUGUCAGGGCGAUAACGAUCCGGAGUGUAUGGCUGGGGCUGAGAGCUCGGAUGGCGGCGGAUGGUUUGAUGGUAGUUUGCGUGAGGUGACUGACUUGCUAGCGCUGGCGGCAGCCAAGGGGACUGAUCCCUAUUUUCAACAUCGGGAUCUUGUUGCUGUUGAUGGUGAUGACGGCGACACCGGUAGCGAUGCUGGUGCUGGGAAUGACGGUGUUGGUAUCGGCGGCGAGUCAACUGCAACAGCACUCACGUCCAAGACAAACAGGCUGUUCCCCACCAGACUCAAGCUUUGGCAGCUCUUCUUCGCACACCGAGAUUACUUUUGGAGACUGGGUUUGUGCGUCCCCGGCGGUGACCCGGCGGAUUGGGGAAGGGAGAAGUAUAACUUGACGCAGACGAAAGACUCUUUUGUUUUUGGUGACGGCGAGUUGUGAACGUUACAGUAGGUACAUACACCUGCCUUUUUUCUCUUUUAUCUUUCUAAUUUUUUUU
Messenger RNA from Neurospora tetrasperma FGSC 2508, 1434 nucleotides. RefSeq lists its product as uncharacterized. Gene Ontology annotation, biological process: lipid metabolic process. The transcript has a single exon. The record is from RefSeq and is a predicted model, not a curated record. NCBI's taxonomy places the organism in Eukaryota, Fungi, Ascomycota, Sordariomycetes, Sordariales, Sordariaceae. The coding region runs from base 102 to 1376 and encodes 424 amino acids.